AUGUCAAUCCUCCAGAAAGCUAUUGAUUUGGCCACAAAAGCCACAGAUGAGGAUAAAACCAAGAAUUACCGGGAGGCGCUCCGGCUCUACCUGCGUGCGGUGGAGUGUUUUCUACAAGCGCUUAGAAAUGAGGUUCAGGGCGACAAGGCCAAGGAGAGCGUUCGAGCCAAGUGCAAGGCGUACCUAGACCGCGCCCAGGAGCUGAAGGGCCAUCUGCAGGGCAAGAAGCCAGCCACAGAGAAUCAGAGUGAGAGCAAGGGCAGUGACAGUGACCGCGAAGGGGAUAACCCAGAGGACAAGAGAUGGCCAGGACAACUGAUGGGUGCCGUCACGGUGGAGAAGCCCAACAUCCGGUGGAGUGAUGUGGCCGGGCUGGAGCUGGCCAAGGAGGCCCUCAUCGAAGCUGCCCUUCUGCCAGUGAAAUUCCCACACUUGUUCACAGGCAAGAGGGCCCCUUGGCGAGGGGUCCUGCUCUUCGGACCCCCUGGCACCGGGAAGUCCUACCUGGCCAAGGCAUUGGCGACAGAGGCCAACCACUCCACCUUCUUCUCCGUGUCCCCCUCAGACUUGGUGUCUAAGUGCUUGGGGGAGAGGGAUAAAACCAAGCUAGUCAGGAACCUGUUUGAGCUGGCCAGGCAGCACAAGCCUUCCAUAAUCUUCGUCGAUGAGGUGGAUACCCUCUGCGGCUCCCGAGACGAAAAUGAGAGCGAGGCUGCCCGAAGGACCAGAGCGGAGUUCUUGGCCCAGAUGCAGGGCGUGGGCAGUAACAAGGACGGGAUUCUGGUUCUCGGCGCCACAAGCAGGCCGUGGGCGUUGGGUCCAGCUGGUAGGAGGAGCUUUGAAAGGAGGAUUCACAUCCCAUUGCCCGAGGAGGCUGCCCGUUCCCAGAUGUUCCGGUCGCAUCUGGGCAGCACUCCACACAGCCUCACGGAUGCCGACGUCCAGGAGCUGGCCCGGAGGACAGAGGGCUACUCGGGCGCAGACAUCGGCAUCCUGGUGCGGGACUCCCUCAUGCAGCCCCUGAGAAAAGUGCAGUCGGCAACGCACUUCAGAAAGGUCUCCGGCCCUUCCCGCACCAACCCUGACAUGAUGGCUUAUGACCUCCUGACCCCAUGCUCUCCAGGGGACCCAGGGGCCAUGGCCAUGACUUGCCGGGAUGUCCCCAGUGACAGACUCCUAGAGCCUGUGGUCUGCAUGUCGGACAUGCUCCGGUCUCUGGCCACCACCCGGCCCACCGUGAGUGCAGAUGACCUCCUGAAAGUGAAGAAGUUCUCAGAGGGCUUUGGGCAGGACAGUUAA
This is a messenger RNA of Pipistrellus nathusii (Nathusius's pipistrelle), 1299 nucleotides long. NCBI's taxonomy places the organism in Eukaryota, Metazoa, Chordata, Mammalia, Chiroptera, Vespertilionidae. The record is from the annotation of a GenBank genome assembly.